GUUUACAUAUUUCGAUACAGGAAAAAGAAACAGGGGAGGUGUGGUUAUUUUUAUUUGGCCGGUAAUUGCCCUCAUUGGUCAUGGCUUUUUUCUCAGCCGCAAAUGCCGUCUCAUUUAAUAUUUCGGCAGGGGUGACUUGGGUGCGGGGAAACCAAACGCUAAUCUCGUCAGGAAACACGUGUUUCCAUGGAUGUAAGAUCACAGUACAAGCCAGCUCAGCACCCGGCUAAUAGAGACUGUAAAUCAGUUUCUGAGAGCUUCGAAAGACUUCUGGGGUGUUUCCCCCUGCUUGUCCCAGGUUAGAGAGAGGAGCAGCAGCACCGGCGAGCUUUGAUACGAGCCUACUGCCGGUGUCGCUGCUGGUGUCACGCCUGGUGCGGCACACAGAGCCCUGCUCUUUCUCCCCAGCACUACCACGGCGCCAGUUCCCGUUUGGAGAAACAGGGGGGGACGUUGUGCAGCGUUUUGCCACGCAGGAGUGUUGUGGUCCAAGCAGAAACUGAGGUUAUGCUAUGACUGGCUUCAGGCUCCCCAUCAGCACUUUUAGAAAACUAAAUGUCUGGUUCGGACUGUGGGAGAAAUUUCCCUCAAAUAAACUGUAUCCCACGUGGAGGAGAAGCUUAUUCUGUAGCUGUCAAGCAAGCACAGUAAACUACAGAAGAUGUUUCAGUUUUUCUCCAGUCAGACUCAGUGCACUAAGACUCUCUCCAGAGUAUAUCUCAGUACUUUCUCUGCGGAACAAAAGCAGCAAAAGCUCUAAAAGGAGCAGACAAAGCGUACAAGAAGAGGAGGAAGAAGAAGAUGAAGAUGAAAGUAAUUUGGAAGAUGAAUUUGAAAAUGACCCCAAUGUAAUAAAAGAUUACAAGGAUCUUGAAAAAGUAGUGCAGUCUCUUCGAUAUGAUGUGAUAUUGAAAGCUGGUCUAGACAUGGCAAGAAAUAAAGUAGAAGAUGCAUUCUACAAUAAUGAACUCAGGCUGAAUGGAGAAAAACUGUGGAAGAAAAGUAGAACUGUGAAACUUGGUGACACACUGGAUCUCAUAAUAGGUGAAGAUAAAGAAACAGGAGCUGCUGUAGUUAUGCGGGUAGUCUUAAAAAAAUUAUCUGACAAAACUGAAAGUGAAAAAUACAAAGUCACUUUGAGGCGUUGGAAAAACUUAAAAGUGCCCAAACAGGAUGUACUAAAGUAAAAAGGGGUUGCAUGGGGCAGCAUAAGAUUUUUGCAGAAAAACAUAUUUUUUGUUAAAUAUGAAUUUUGGUUGAACAAAAUUACAGUACCCUUUUUUAAGGGCUUGUGUCAGAAUGUUAUCUCGCUCUGCUGCAUACAUCAAUAAUCAUGCAAUAAAGCCUGUCACUGUUAGCUUUGUUUUGUGGUACUGUAAGUUAAAAAAUCCAACACAUAUAUUUCCAGAAAGUUUCUUAUAAAUAAUGAACCAAUAAAGACUGAUUUGAUCACUA
Messenger RNA from Catharus ustulatus (Swainson's thrush), 1455 nucleotides. RefSeq names its product mitochondrial transcription rescue factor 1 (gene MTRES1). The transcript has 4 exons. Bases 513 to 1187 code for a protein of 224 amino acids. Lineage: Eukaryota; Metazoa; Chordata; Aves; Passeriformes; Turdidae. The record is from RefSeq and is a predicted model, not a curated record.